AUGCACAAAUCCACUAGAAUACUAGGCUACCUCCAAUCGAAGAGCACUAGUCUCGUGCACCGAGCCAUUCAAUUUGAUUCCAUCAAGCCCAAGCAGCAAGGUCUCACAUUUUCGACCACAAAAUCCCUUGGAUCUCAGUCGCCCUUCAGCACAGCCGACAAGCUUGAGGCACACAAGAUGUCCAACCCGUCCGGCACAAAGGUCGACGCAACGACGAACUUCCCCAAAAAUACCGGCGCAACACCGGGAGAAGCCUUCGAAGUCCGCCAGACAGCGACAAGCGAAGACUACAAACCUGAUCCAUCCAAAUCUCUCAAGCUCAACCCGGCGCGACAAGCCCUCGUCGAUGACAUCAUUGCACUGUAUUCAUGCAAACCGACCGUCGAGCGCGUCAAGCGGUACACACCUGACUGUGUAUACGACGACCAGUUCGUGUAUGCGAACGACCGGUACAAGAUGGCGGGCCAGUGGUUCGCACUACCGAAGCUGUUCAACGAUUCCAAGAACGAAGGCUACGAGAUCAUCAAGAACGACCGCGACCUGAUCCAGUUCAAGAACGAGCAAAGCUGGACGUUCAAGCUGAUCCCCAAGACCGCCACUAUCAACGCCUUGGUUAGUCUGAGCCUGGACCCGGAUAGUGUGGGUGAGAACGAGGAUUUCAUUCGUAUCAAGUAUCAUAAGGACCAGGCGAAUGAUAAGGAUUAUUCACGUGAGUUUUGGUCUUCUCAGACCUCUAUGAACCCAGAUUUGUGCACAUUUAUCCUACUAAAGUCGAAUAUAGAUGAAGGAAUUGGUUUCAGCUUCAAGAAGUGGCAGGCAGAUAACGUGGCGAAGUGGAUGGACAGCAAGGAAGUCGAAGCAUUCAUUGGCGAUAAAGAUGCCGCGAAAGAGACGGUUAGGAAGUACGGCGAUGGGACUGGUGAUGCGCCUAAGAAGGAAUUCUAA
Exophiala bonariae is the source of this 945-nucleotide messenger RNA. RefSeq lists its product as uncharacterized. The record is from RefSeq and is a predicted model, not a curated record. NCBI's taxonomy places the organism in Eukaryota, Fungi, Ascomycota, Eurotiomycetes, Chaetothyriales, Herpotrichiellaceae. The transcript has a single exon. The coding region runs from base 1 to 945 and encodes 314 amino acids.